Messenger RNA from Sorex fumeus (smoky shrew), 3288 nucleotides. Its product is annotated as leucine-rich repeat-containing protein 37A2-like. Bases 124 to 3288 code for a protein of 1054 amino acids. The transcript has 15 exons. Gene Ontology annotation, molecular function: protein binding. Lineage: Eukaryota; Metazoa; Chordata; Mammalia; Eulipotyphla; Soricidae. The record is from RefSeq and is a predicted model, not a curated record.
CAGCCAGAAACAUCAAGGACAGCUCAUUCUUCUCUGACUCACUCUUCAGCCCUGCCUUCUGUACUAUAUGCUUCAGAAAAGGCACACGUAGAUUUCCCUGAGCAACUGGAACAGAAUGUAUCCAUGUCCUUCAACAUAUGUGAGCGCUGUACCUGCACAGAUAAGACCCUCUCCUGUACCGGUCUCAGUCCAGAGAAGAGGCUCCGUAGAGUGCCUGUGCUAGGGCCCAACACCAACAACACCUUCACCGUCCUAAAUUUCCAAGGAAACUCUAUUUCUUCCAUUGAUGGAAAUACAUGGAAGGCAUACCAUUGGGUUGAGAAACUAAUCCUCAGUGACAAUUCUUUGACUGAAUUACGUAAGGAUUCAUUUGAAGACCUACCACACAUCAAGUACUUAAUUCUCAAUCAUAAUCCUCUAACAACUAUUGAAGAUUCAUAUCUUUUUAAACUGCCAGCAUUAAAAUAUCUAGACAUGGGAGCAACACAAGUGUCACUUGGAACAGUCCAAAACAUCCUCCUGAAGACUCUUGAAUUGGAAAAACUGAUCUUACCUAGUCGUCUAGCCUGCUGCCUCUGCCAAUUUAAAAAUACUAUCGAGGUUGUCUGCAAGACAGUCAAACUACAUUGUGACAGUGAAUGUCCUACCAGUAGCACUCACUGUGAUGAGGAAGAGUCUAUCAGUAACACAGAAGGGGAGUUCAUGAAGGUUUUACAGACCCGAAAGAAGAUUACCAGCACAGAGCUGAUCAUUGAACCGGAGAAGCCCUCAUCAGAGAGAAACAGCCUAUCCCUUUUAUUGAAUGAGCAGUUAGACUUCAAUGAUGAGAGUGAUAUGCUUACUGGGCUAGAUUACAUAAUGCCUUUUUUCCGGGAUGGGAACAUAGAUGUUGAAUCAACAUUGCUACCCUUCAUUAAGCUCCUUUUUAAAGAUAUGCAAGAUGGAGCAAAUCCUCUGGGUCAUUUGAAGAACAGCACAGUUCCGAUUUCUCUACAGCCCGAAUCCAACAAUUCAACAUACAAUAAGUUAAAAAGGCUCCAUUUUCUAGAAAACUUGCUAAACACAGAAAUUCAAGAAAAAAUCCACAAAGCUAGAAAGAGAGAGAAAACUCCCAUGCUGGUCCGUUCCAGUCUUUUGGGGCCCAAAUUUAAACGCCAAAUCUUUCCUAAGAAAUUGAAAACUGUCGGGCCAAGGAGAAAAGGCUUAAGAAAGGUUCAGGAGGGGGAAAGGCAACCACUGCAAAUGAGCAGCACGCUCAAGGAUCCCGAGGGCCUCCAGAAAUGGCACUUCAAAGCAGAGGGCAAUCACCUCAGCCAAAUGAAAGGGAAGGCUCGGCCCAUGGCGGGGAACAUUGCACAAGAAAAACGGCACAGGCAGCCGGCCCCAAGAGAUCCAAAACAGUUUCCCUUGGUGGGGAGGCCCAGGAAAUUGGUGGAAAACUCCUUCAAUGAGGAGUCAUCCUUCAUUCAGGAGCACAAGGUGGCGGUCUCCACGCCCCUGAAACAGUACUCCAUGGGCAGCCCGUCUACCGCCACUUCUUCAAAAGUCCCACUCCAGGUUAAAAACCAAUCCAAAGACCUGAAAAAAACUCUGCUCGUCUUAGAGGACGCAGACGCUCGAGUUCGGAACAUGAAGUUCCCCCGCCCCGUGCCACACAUUGGAAAAAAUUACCGCUUUCAUAAAUCUUACUCUCAGUUGGGCCGCAGAAUGCCGAAAGCCAGAGUGAAUACAGAGACAAGAGAAUCAGCACCCAAGAGGCCAGUGCGGCCUCCUUUCGCUGCAAUGAAGAGCCUCAUCAACUCCCCGCCGCGAGAGGAGUCUCUGUCUGGGAGAGAUGAGGACAAAUCUUUGCCUGAAUCAUUUCUUCCUUCACACUCGUUUAUGGAAAAGAAGACUACAGAAAGCACGCGUGCUCCAAACAGGGGGAACACCAGAAACAUCACGCUGCCAGAGAAAACUGUCGGUAUCCAAAGCACCGUCCCUGAGGAGGAAGCCGGGAUGGGGGACAACCUAACUGUCAAACAAUCCAACGAGAUGCAGUGGGAAUAUCACAACAUGGUCACGGACAUCAUCAACUCUACCACACAAAAGCCCGACCCCGGAGACCAACUUGAGGCACAACUCAUCCAGAAGCUGCGGCCCCUUAUCCCCAAUAGUAAUGUGAGGAAACUCAUUGCUCAUGUGAUUCGGACUCUGAAAAUGGACUGCUCCGAUCCCCGGGUGCAUCUAGCAUGUGCCAAGCUCCUCUCCAGAACCGGCCUCCUGAUGAAGCUUCUUAGUGAGCGACAGGAAGUAAAGGUGUCCAAGUCAGAAUGGGAUACAGACCAAUGGAAGACUGAGAACUACAUCAAUGAGAAUACCGAAGGCCAGGGUGAGCAGAAACAGUCAGAGGCAAGUGAGCUCACAAAAGAAGUUCCAGGAUAUGGCUAUAACAACAAAUUAAUCUUGGCAAUAUCUGUGACUGUAGUCGUGAUGCUAUUGAUUAUAAUUUUCUGUCUCAUUGAGAUUUAUUCUCAUAGAGCAGAACAGUGUAAAGAUGGAAGAUCGAGGACCUUCUUUGGAUUAUUGCUGCAUAGAAGAAGUUCAAUGGAACACGAGAGUCAGGAGGGCUUUUUCUGGCGAAGAAGGCCCCUGUGGCUGAGAGACAUGUAUCGGCCGCUCAAUGCCACACGUAAGAAAAACAUGGCACAGAAGCUACACGACAAGGAUUCGUCUGAUGAGGACGAGAUGUUCAACAAAGAUGCACGGGAGCUCAGGGAGGCCGUAGUAGUGAAGACAGCAGAACUGACUCCUGAGGAGAAAGCAGCCAAGGAGACCAAGGGAGCACAGGAGACGCAGGAACCAAAGCGACCCCCACUUGUCCCACUGAAGAUGGCCGGCAACGGCACGUCGCCAGUAGGAUCUAGUCCCACGGGGACACCUGUGGCAGAGGGCAAGCCCCGCUGGGGGGCAGGCGACGUGCUUGCGUCAUCGCCGCCGGCGCUGCUUCCUGUUGUCAGGGGCCGGGAGGCCGCCGCCGCGUCGGGAGCGAAGCUGAGGCGCUGCCGCGGCCCUGAGCGCCCCUCACCGCUCCCGGCUCGCUGUGCCAAGGUGAGUGGCUGGUGGAGCCCAGCGCUUCGUGACAACCUGGAUCCAGCCCUGAAAUGUGCCCGAGCUCAGCGCCUCACCCCCGUGUCCUCCCGGUCCUCCUGGGCCGCCCAUCUCCGCUUCCUCAUCCGCCUCAUGACAAACCCAGCAGGGUCCUCGCACUCUGCCCGCGGCCUCAGCUCCGCACUCAUUGCCCGUUGA